GAGACAAAACAGCAGCCCCCUCCCCUGAAUUCAAGCUGCUGCAAAUCAAAAGCAUGCCAGUUUGGCACGGCUCUCCUCCACUCCCCACCACCACUUCUUCCAUGGCUUUCUUCCUCCUGCUGCUGCUGGCUACUGCUUCAGCCACAGCAGUCGCCACUUCCCAAUCCCCCACAAUCACUGACUGCACUCCAGGGCUGCUCCAACUCACCCCAUGCUCCCCAUUCGUGCAAGGCCUCUCUGCUUCACCACUCCAAUCAUGCUGCAGCAACCUCCUUCAGCUCUACCACCGCCAGCCUUCAUGCCUCUGCCUCGUCCUCAACGCUCCUGACUUCGGCGGCUUCCCCAUCAACACAACCCUCGCCUCUCGCCUUCCUUUCCUCUGCGACCUCCAUGUCGAUCCUUCUGCUGCUUGUUCUUCUCAAGUUCCUCCACCGGGUGCAAAGCUCCCUGCCUCUCCUCGAGUUGCGCACACCAAUUCGUCUACAGAUUCAAUUGGACAUCACCCUAAUUCCACUGUUCCAGCCUUCCCUGUGAUUCAAGCUGCGCCAAGACCAGUCGUGAUGGGGAUGGGGAUUGGGGGGAGCUCACGUAUUGGCGUUGGAAGACAAGUCCCCAUGAUGCUUCUUAUGCUGUGCCUGUGGCAGCUGUUUCUUCUUGCUGUGAUCAGUUAA
Messenger RNA from Linum tenue, 671 nucleotides. Lineage: Eukaryota; Viridiplantae; Streptophyta; Magnoliopsida; Malpighiales; Linaceae. The record is from the annotation of a GenBank genome assembly.